This is a messenger RNA of Guillardia theta CCMP2712, 4323 nucleotides long. RefSeq lists its product as hypothetical. Bases 1 to 4323 code for a protein of 1440 amino acids. Gene Ontology annotation, cellular component: membrane. The transcript has 15 exons. NCBI's taxonomy places the organism in Eukaryota, Cryptophyceae, Pyrenomonadales, Geminigeraceae. The record is from RefSeq and is a predicted model, not a curated record. Gene Ontology annotation, molecular function: ATP hydrolysis activity; P-type transmembrane transporter activity; ATP binding.
AUGGGAAAGAUAGUUUUCCCUGAGUGCCUGCGCUCUGUCGUGCCUGUUCGCAGGCGUACCACAAACUUUCUUGGCAUCGGCCUUGAGUACGCACCGUUUGUCGUUCUGUAUGCCAUCGCCUUCGAGUGGUGCAUCAGAACAGCUGGAGUCCCGUAUGCCAACGCCAUCGCUCAUGAGGCGGCAAAACGCGCUGCCAAGUUCACCAAAAACGUUGGGUACGCCAUGGCGGAAGUGAGCAUCGAAGACGAUGAAGACGAAGAGAUCAUGGCAGAGGCUCCAGUGAAGCCUCCGCCUGAACCGACCCCGCAGAUGAACUCUACUCAAAUCGCGGAGGCCCUUCACGCUGCUGAGCGCGCAGUUCCCAACCCGCUGCUACCGGACUUCUGGGCUGUCCUGUUCCUCGCCAUCGUUGUCAUCCUGAAUGCCCUCGUGUGGUUCGUCCAGAGGUGGUCCCUACGAGUCAGAGUCAAGGUCCAGUACUCCGAGACGGACAGCCUCGAGUCUGGUACGUUGGCGUAUGUGACGCCUCACCCGCAUCAAGGAGCAGCGGAUGUUGUUCCUGUUCAAGUCGUCAAGGUGGGCAAGGAGACGCAGAGAUUCUUCAUGUUCCAGAGGCAGAAGUUCGAGAUCGAUGAGUCCGGGAUGGAAGUGAAGGAACUCUCGAUGCCUAUCGGGAAGCCCCUGCAGCACUACAAGCAGCAUCUUGGCUACCAGAGUGCAGAAGAGAUCGCGACCUCGAAGCAGAGAUAUGGCAGCAACUCAUUGCACAUCGAGUUGCCCUCCUUCAAAGACGCCUUCUUCAAGCAGAUCCUUGGACCCGUUCCUGUCUUCCAGUUCUUCUGCGCUUCCCUCUGGCUUCUGGACGAGUAUUGGAACUACGCCUUGUUCCAGCUGUUCUCCAUCUGCAUGUACGAGAGCAGUACUGUCUUCGGUAAGAUCAAGAACAUGCAGGCUCUGCGAGGGAUGAAGAAGACUGUCACAACAGUGAAGGUCUACCGCGAGAGGAAGUGGUUGGACCUCAACAUAGAGGAGCUACUUCCUGGCGACAUCCUCUCUCUCGCCAGGGGAGCCGAAGACGUGACGGUCCCCUGCGAUGCUCUGAUCCUCCGCGGGAGUGUGGUGGUGAACGAGGCAGCACUGACGGGGGAGAGUACUCCCCAGAUGAAGGAAGCGCUGCUGGCAGAGGGAGCGGCCGCCAACGAGCAACUUGACGUCGAGAAAUCGCACCGGGUUCACAUGCUGUAUGGCGGGACCACCAUGAUGCAGCACAACUCCCCGUCCUCCUCCUCGCACCCCAACGAGCUGGUCGCUCCUGACGGUGGGUGCAUCUGCUAUUGCGUGAGGACUGGGUUCUCGUCGAGCGAGGGAAAGCUCGUCAGGAUGAUCGAGUACUCCCAGGAGCAAGUGCUGACGGAUGCCAAGGAAGUCCUUGCCCUCCUUGCCCUCCUCCUCGUCUUUGCCCUCAUUGCGAGCGGGCACGUGCUGCACAAGGGGCUGAAGGAGGGAAAGCGCUCCCAGUAUGAGCUGAUUUUGCGAUGUGUUUUGAUCCUCACCAGCGUCGUGCCGCCGGAGCUUCCGAUGCAGACGGCAGUUGCGGUGAACGCAGCUGUGUUCGCCUUGUUCCGAUCGAGCGUGUUCUGCACUGAACCGUUCAGGAUCCCCUUUGCUGGCAAGGUCGAGUACUGCCUCUUCGACAAGACUGGCACCCUGACAACUGACAAGCUUGUCUGUGUCGGCACCUGGUACUCCAGCAUGCGCGCGCAGGAGGAUCCUCUGCCUCCCGCUAGGACCGAGCGGGAAGCAGCAGUCGUCCUUGCUGGCUGCCAUGCGCUGGUCCAGGUGGGCGAUAAAGUGAUGGGGGACCCUGUUGAGAUGGCAGCGAUCAACGCGAUAGGAUGGCAGUACGAUCCGAGGACGCAGACGUCUGUGCCGACCGAGAAGUCCCAUAGCGUUAAGGCCGGCGAUGUCGCAGUCCAGGUAAUGCAUCGGUAUCACUUCGCCUCGAAGCUCCAGCGCAUGAGCGUGCUGGCUACCGUGAAGGAUCGGGCCCGUCCGUCUCCUUCCACUCUCGCGCUCGUCAAGGGAUCCCCUGAAAUCAUCGCCACCCUCCUCGUCAAGAAGCCUGCCGACUACGACCGCGCCUACCGCGCCAUGGCGGAGCGGGGGAUGAGAGUUCUUGCUCUUGCCUCGAGGGACUUGAGCGCAGCGGAAGCGAGUCAGGCGAAGCAGGCGCAGGCGACAGGACACGGUCCGGCGAGGGAAGACAUCGAGCGUGACCUCAACUUCGUAGGAUUCGUUGCGUUUGCUUGUCAAGUCCGACGAGACACGGCAGAGGUCGUGAAGCAUCUGCUGCAAAGCUCCCAUCACGUCGCCAUGGCGACGGGAGACGGAGCUCUGACGGCCCUCUACGUCGGGGAGGAGGUCGGGAUGACGAGUGGGAUCAAGGAGAAGGAGCUGCUGCUCGAGAAGGAUGACUCCGGCCAGCUCGUCUGGUCGGUUGCCAGAGGAGAUCUUCACAUCCCGUCUAUGGCCUUCCAGGCCAAGGAGGUCCCGAGGCUGGUCAAGGAGGGGUACGACCUCUGCGUCACCGGCUCCUCCCUGCAGCUCGCGGCUGAUCGCGACAGCUACAUGUGGCAGGUGGUGAAGCAUAUCAAGAUCUUCGCUCGCAUGUCACCCGAGGACAAGGAGGCCGUGCUGCGCGCUCUCAAGGAGCAGGGGUAUCACACCCUCAUGUGCGGCGACGGCGCCAACGACGUCGGGGCUCUCAAGCAGGCGCACAUCGGGGUGGCUCUGCUGUCAGGCUUCGGGGCGGCGAACACGGCGAAGGAGGGAGAGAAGACGACGGACAAGGAGACGGCGGAAGAGAAGAAAUCGCGCCUGAGCGAAGAGUUCAAGAAGAUGCAGGAGAAGCAGAAGAAGCUUCAGGCUGAGGCGAAGAAGGACGCCGAGUACAUGAAGCAGUGGCAGAUGCAGCGCUACAACGAGCUGGUCAACGAGUACUCGCAGCGGGGAGACGCCUGGGCUGCGUUCAAGGCGAUCAAGCAGGCGGCGGUGGAGGCUCGAGACGAGCUGAACAGGAGAGCACAGGAGCGGCAGAAGUCCAUCGGAGGUACCAACAACUUCACCGCCCAGGCAGCUCUCAUGCUCUCCGACAUGGACACGGGGGAGGUCCCUCAGAUCAAGCUGGGAGACGCGAGUGUGGCUGCUCCUUUCACUUCCAAACUUCCUUCCAUCAAGUCGACCGUCGACAUCAUCCGCCAGGGCCGAUGCACGCUAGUGAGUACCAUCCAGAUGCAGCAGGUCCUCGCCCUAGAGUGUCUCAUCACCGCCUACUCCAUGUCGGCCUUGUACCUCGACGGAGUCACGAAGGGUGAGAAUCAGCUGCUGGCUACGGGGCUGCUGUUGAUGGUUGCAUCCCUCGCCUUCUCCUACUCCCGCCCUGUCGACAAGCUGUCGCCCUGCCGUCCGAUCACCACCAUCUUUCACCCAGCCAUCUGGGUCUCCAUCGUUGGACAGCUUGCGAUUCAUCUUGCGAGCAUGAUGUACAUCAUCUCCCUCACUCGCUCGCAAGUCUCAGCUGAAGAAGCUGCGAUCCUUGACGGCGACAUGCCCGACGUCCCCGUGGUUGCCGCAAAGCCCGUGGACGCUGAGUCCACUGGGCUGACCAUCAAGUUCAAGCCUUCCCUCCUCAACACCGUCGUCUUCCUCGUGCAGACGGCUCAGCAGGCGAGCGUCAUGGCGGUCAACUACAAGGGGAGGCCCUUCAUGCUUGCAGCGACUGAGAACGCAGCGAUGGGCAUGUCGCUUGCUGCUGUUUGCACGGGGAUCUUUGUCUGCGCGUUCGAGGUGUUUCCUGCCCUCAACGACCUCCUCAAGCUCGUCCCCAUGCCCUCGGACUGGUUCAGGCAGCAGGUUCUCAUUUCGCUCGGAGCCUCAGUGUUUGGUUCCCUCAUUUGGGACAGGUUGUGUGUGGCAGUCUUCGCCCCCAAGUUGCUGUGGGUUGGCUACGUGGACGCCUGGCAGGCGAUGCCGCCAUGGAGGGAGCAGAUGAAGAGCACUAGCAAGUAUCUUUUCUUCGCCGCCGUCCUCUUCGUCUACUGGUAUCUGGAUCAGAGCUUGAUCGUGCUCCUUGGUGCGUGGUACUUGUACCGCCAGAUCUUCGUCGCUCCCAUCCCGGUCCUGGUCAGGGUGCGACAGCAGCGGGAGCUGCUGGGAGCGGGCAAGAGGAUGCCAGAGCAAGCGGGGAGGACAAGCACAGGAGGAGGAGAUGAGUUCACUUGCCAGCAGCGGCAAGUCAGUCAGGGCUGUCAGUCGAUGGUCUAG